GUAUCAAAGAAUUUGUACAUUGAUAUUUUGGCGCAUUUUGAUUUAAAAAAACGAUUUUGACAGCAUCCACAGCAUAUAGUUCAGCAAUUAGCAAUCAUUACAAAUCUUUACACAUACUAUCUAUGUGCCUAGCAUUCGUUCUCUUUGUUAAAUCUAUAAAACAAUGCAACAGGUCAAUUGUCAAAAUGUUAUAAAAUCUCAACCACCGAAGUAUCUUCUGAGUAUAUUCAAUACGGAUGAAUUAAUAAAGAGACCAUUUUUUAGCGAUAUCAAGGAUAACAAGGGCGUGAAGAAUGCUAACGCUGAUGGUUUUCAUAUAAAAGAUAAAAAAAUUGUAGAAGUCGUAAGAAACUCGGAAAGGGAAAAUAAUUCAUUUCAAAAUGUUAUGACCACUUUAAACAGUAGUUCACUAGCAUCGCACGAUAGCACACAAUACAUACCUCUACAUAAUCCUUACCUUUUAAAUGUAGCAGAUCGUAUCAGCAAUGAAACAGUUAAUUUGGAAAGUAAUACUUCACUGGACGAAGAUAUUCAAGAUCCGAAUGAAACCUUAAAUGAUGUGGAUACUGCCAUGGUAAAUAGACCGCACACCGCACAGAAUUCUUCAUAUAUCGCAGAUAAAUCAAGUGCUGUAAAUCUGUUUGCCAAUGUUAACGGGAUUAGUUCAUUCCAUGAAUCGGAAAACGAUGGUUAUAAUCCGGUUGACUUUUCAUCGCAAGAAUUUGUUCCCGGAGAAUUGAUGUUAUCGAAUCUGAAAUUAGAUGAAAUUUCUUGUGCUAAUGGAUUCGUCGCAAUUCGAAGAAAAUUGCAAACCUUAGAUACUACAGAAAAACUUGAUGAUGACAAUAUAUCAACUAAUUUCAAUCCCGGAAUAACUUUGAAUUCAGCAACGGCGUUGGGACAGAAUCAUUCAAUAGGAAACUACUUUGGUACGCGUUCUAAUAUGCCGCAUAUUAUUAAAAAUGAACAAAACUUUCUUACUACUAAUCCUACUAAUUUGAAUCGCUUCAAAACUGGUUACGUGUCAAAAGAUCGUAGGAUCAAUUCUCUGCAAAAUAAAGAUCACGAACGCAAUGGUAAAAAAGUGGCAGUACACGAGCGAAACGGCCUAGAAAAUAAACAUUCAAAUGAUAAAUUGGAAAUACCGAAUCGGAAAAUGAAAAGUUCGAAAAGAUUGGCAAACACCGCGAAAACGCAUUCGCUCUUGCUUUCGAGGUGCGCAAACUCACACGAAAUUCCUAAAGAAGAAUUGCCUGACAAACGCAAGUUGAUUUUGAAAAAUAAAGAAAAUCUGGGAAGUCUGGUUCCGAAUAUAGUUACGAAAAAGCAGUUAAGUUUGAACGACACUCAAGCACGUGCCCCUCUUAAAUCUUGCGGACGGAAUUUAAAUUCAGUAAUAGAACGUAGCAAAUGCAAUUCUAAGGUUUCUGAACGUAAAGAGACUACUUUGUCGCAAAAUAGUGAACCAGAGAAAUUUGUCAUAGCAUCCUUAGAAGGUCAUUUCUUAAAAAGUGGAAUCAACAACAUUAACGCUUUGAAAUUUGAUGUUUCUGGCCGCACCGAUAGCAAAAAGAAUGGAACGGAUCAGUUUUCAUCUAAUCACGUCCGCUCCAAACGAUCGGAAAACGCUAAUCAAUGUGUCAACAACUUGACGACAAGGGAAAAAUCUCCCGAGCGAUGUAAACUAUCGCCGCCAACAACUUCACGUCAUUGCCGCUUGACGUCUUCACUCAACACAACUGCGAGCUGUCCGCCGCCAAAUUUCAACAUAAACACUAACUCUUGCUUGCUCACCGAUAACUUGGCGCAAACAAUUUGUAAAUGUACUUUAGCACCGUCAAAUAGUAAAAGAGAUCGAGAGUGCCCCACAGCACAUAGCCAUUCACACUGCUCAAUUUCGAAUGAAUUGAUUCAUCGUGAUUUUAAAAAAUUACUUUUACAGGUCACAAGAACGAAAUUGUCUUGGAAGAGCACCAAGUUACGUACAAAUUCCCGUAAGAAGAUGAAAGUGAAAAAUGCUUCGAAUAGUCGUUUAGUUUUACGUACAGAGGUUAGCGGGCCUGGAUUUCAAAUUUUCAAUAAACAGGACAGCUGGUUCGUGUUAGACUCGCAGGAAUGUCGCUUACUAGUCGUAAAUUUUUGCCCAACAAUUUGCGGUGUGGCAGUUGGAAAAGUUUCAUUUUACGAUCGAACUCGCAGUAACGUAAUCAGUCAGUCGUCUCUUCUGGAUAUUCCUCUUUAUGGUUAUGGAGGUCAUGUUUCUGUAAGUUUAGACAAUAUUGUAAACAGUCCCGUCGGAUGCCCUUUUAUACCCAUGGGACGAUUAAGCGAACUUGAUCAUCCACUAGAGCGAACUAUAAGCAUACGUAAUAAAGGACCGUUAGAAGCGUUUGUAGUGUUCAGCGUGAAUCCAGUUGGUUUUCAUAUAACACGUCUCGACAAGGAAUUCAAAAUAGAGCCAAAACAAUCGCUUAUUGCCGCAAACAGUUCAAUUGACGUCCGAAUCUUAUUCCAUCCUAAACGUGAACAAGUAAGAAAAAUUAGCAGAAAAAAGGAUAAGGUAGUAACUUUAGCCAACGUACGUGUAAGUUAUGGAGAUGAAGCAAGUCGCCAACGAGUUCGUAGGUUAAUUCAAUUAAUGUCGCAAGACGAGCGUUCGGAAAUGUUUUCUCAAGCUUUGGAAACGCUAUGGACUUUUUUUCCUGGAGAAGUGGAUAAAACUGAAUUAGACGUGCUGAGGGACAAUCCAAAUUCUGCAAUAGAACUGAUAAGUGAAAUACUGCGAGUGGAUGAAAUAUUACUUACCUUAAAUAAUGAUUUAAUCAGUGAAACUUUGUCAUCUUCAACGUUUUUUACGGAGUUCGAAGAUACAAAUGUGUUUCACACAGUUUAUGCAGUUAAUACGCCUGAUUGAUAUUCUGCGAAAACGACUACGAAGAUGCGAAAAGGGUAAAUAGAGAAAUGAGGUAAAUUACCGAUCAAUCUAAAGACCAUCGAAUUGAAUCUUGUUCCGACAAUGUCUGGUACAUUAAGCGAAAAAUCACUUCUAAUAAUAUUCGCUAGCAGCAGCAUAUUUAUAGUCAUAUAGUCAGGUUUCUCUCUAAUAUCUAUUUUAAUAAAUUUUAAUAUCAAAUAUUACUAACAUAUCUGAUUUUGAAGAUCGACUCCUACAUGUCUCCUACACAUCACGUCUCGUACCUAGUUUGCAUUUAUUAUUAAUUUCGUGUUAUUGCGAAUUUGCGUUGUUUUACUUUAAUAUAUAGAUUCACGUUGACCAAUUUGCCAGUAGUACCUUGUGGUCUGCGUAUUUAAAUUUUUAAUUUUUUGCAGUCUUAUUUUUUGAUU
Messenger RNA from Glossina fuscipes, 3345 nucleotides. RefSeq lists its product as uncharacterized. The transcript is spliced from 8 exons. The record is from RefSeq and is a predicted model, not a curated record. NCBI's taxonomy places the organism in Eukaryota, Metazoa, Arthropoda, Insecta, Diptera, Glossinidae. Bases 164 to 2914 code for a protein of 916 amino acids.